Helianthus annuus (common sunflower) is the source of this 1397-nucleotide messenger RNA. Its product is annotated as protein TIFY 4B. The coding region runs from base 71 to 835 and encodes 254 amino acids. The record is from RefSeq and is a predicted model, not a curated record. Gene Ontology annotation, biological process: regulation of jasmonic acid mediated signaling pathway; regulation of defense response; response to wounding. Gene Ontology annotation, cellular component: nucleus. Lineage: Eukaryota; Viridiplantae; Streptophyta; Magnoliopsida; Asterales; Asteraceae. The transcript has 9 exons.
CGACACACACACUACUCACUCUUCCCCCAAAUUCCAAUUUUAUUACCCUAAUUCCGUCGAUUACGCCACCAUGUCAACGGAGGAGCCACCGUCCUCCACCACCGCCACGUCAGCACUCGACAAACCUCUCCACCUCCUCACCGAAGACGACAUUUCUCAACUCACGCGCGAAGACUGCCGCCGCUUCCUCAAACAAAAAGGGAUGAGACGACCUUCGUGGAACAAAUCACAGGCGAUCCAGCAAGUAAUCAUGCUGAAAGCACUGCUGGAACCGUCGCCGGACACCGAUGACGGUGGCCGGAAACCGUACAUUACUUCACGCCAGCAACAAACCCUAGCCACUCGUGACCAAAAAGGAACAAGUGCAGAUACGGAGAUCUCGCUUUCAGCGGAAGAAUCAGUAGCUGGUCACCGUAGUAAUGAUACGGAGAAGGGGGAUGUUUUGGGGGAUAAUGAUUCCGCUGCUCCUACUGGGAUUGUUGGUGGGAUAGAAGAGAAAAAAGGGCAAAUGACAAUAUUUUAUAGCGGCAAGGUGAAUGUCUAUGAUGAUGUCCCAGCUGAUAAGGCACAGGCACUCUUCCAGCUUGCUGCAAGCCCACUUCAGUUUUCUCAAGAAGACCCACUUGAUGGAAAGACGUUACAAUCUCCAAGCAUCAAUGCGGGCCGCGAUUUCCCUUCUGUACUCUCGCCAGUCUUGCAGACAGUGAGAAUGACGGAUAACUAUCGACUGCACAAAGAAGAAAACCAUAUAUCGCGUGAAGAUAACUCUGGUGAAGGUUCAGCAAGCAGAAAAGCGUCAGUUCAAAGAUACCUAGAGAAAAAGAAAGACAGGUGAAGGUUUAAGAGCAAGAGGAAAGCAGGAGCUACCUUAGAUGUUUACGCUAACCAUCAGAUCGGGAACCAUAAUAACCCGCAUGAGCCGUUUAGUAGGAGUGCCACUUGCUCCCCACCGCCAGUCAGACCGCCUAACACCCCUAACCGCUUUAACUAAUUUAAGUAAUCUAUUCAAGAGUUCAAGUCUCUUCCCAUCCUUGCUGACAAAAGGUAUGGGCUUGUGGAGGCCCAUUCCUUUGAAGAUGACGAAGGAUGCCAGAAACUUUAAGCAUUCAUCAAAGGUAAAUAUGCGACUUGAGAUAUGGUAGGUAUCGAUUUCGGUUUUCUAGUUUAGUAUUUAGUAGAGUGGUGAUUUCCUAGUUUGAUGCUUUUGAGGUGCUCUGCUUGCUUUCGUAGUUCUGUCUUGUAUGUUUUGCGCAUCGGCAAUGGUUUUGUAAAAGGUUUGUGUUUGUUUAAGGCAUUUGAGAGUAACGAGAGUUAUCCGAAGGGUAAAUAUCUUCGAUACUUGUAUUCGACUUUGACAUGAAUUUGUAUUUUAGCUUAUUAGUCUUUAGUUUUCCAAA